Molecule: messenger RNA, 1128 nt
Organism: Aspergillus melleus
Lineage: Eukaryota; Fungi; Ascomycota; Eurotiomycetes; Eurotiales; Aspergillaceae
Exons: 2
Coding region: 1-1128 (375 amino acids)
Source: RefSeq, a predicted model, not a curated record
AUGUGUUUCAAUGUUGGUGUCAUUAUCGGUCCUGUCUUUGGUGGUAUGCUGGCGGAUCCACUGAAAAGUUAUCCUCAUCUAUUUGGCCCUGGCACUGUGCUUGGUGGGAAGGAUGGAGUGUGGUGGAUGGAGCGGUGGCCGUUUGCUUUGCCUAAUGUGCUCAGUGCGAUCUUCAUUUUUGUUUCUAUGAUUGCUGUCUUGCUUGGACUUGAUGAGACGCAUGAGUUUGCACGGCAUCGAAGCGACUGGGGUCGAAAGCUGGGUCGCACGUUGGCGAAGUCGAUGUCUUCACGGCGGCCUGGUCGGUAUUAUCGUCCGCUAAUUAGCCAUGCCGAUGAUGAGUCGUUAUAUAUCGAUGGAAGCGUGGCCAGCAGAUCGGCACCUUCUAGCCCAGUUCGAACUCGUAUUCGACCUCGUCAGAGACGCCUAGGAUUCCGUCAGAUAUGGACACCCAAUGUGCUACUUACAUUGCUGGCCCAUUUUCUGCUUUCAUUCCAUACCAGUGCGUUCAAUUCGAUGACCUUCACCUUUUUGCCGACCCCGCGAGCCCCGGAAAAGACCUGGGAAGGGUUCCACUUUGGAGGAGGGCUAGGAUUGCCCUCGUCCCGAGUCGGCCUUGCAACCGCCAUUAUCGGGGUCAUCGGUCUUCCGCUGCAGAUAUUUGUCUACCCUCAGGUUCAGUCCCGAUUGGGGACUCUGACCUCAUAUCGCACUUUCUUGCCAUUCUCGCCAGUGGCGUAUGCGCUGAUGCCAUUCUUGGUGCUGAUUCCGCGAUACCCAUGGUUGGUGUGGCCGGCCUUUACGAUCGUUGUUGGAUUGCAGGUCAUAUCGCGCACCUUUGCCCUGCCUGCCGCGAUUAUUCUCGUGAACAACAGCGUCACGGACCCUACGGUUCUCGGCACCGUGCACGGAUUUGCGCAGAGUAUAUCGAGCGGUGCUCGUACCCUCGGACCGAUGAUUGGUGGCUGGGGUCUGGGACUCGGGCUGAAGUACAACCUGGUCGGCGGCAUCUGGUGGGCUCUCGCCUUCGAAGCUCUGGUAGGAUGGAUGCUCCUUUGGUCGAUUUACGAGGGGAAAGGGAUUGAAAAGAACGUGGAGCGGACGGAGGAGUCGGAAGAUACUCGAUGA